This is a messenger RNA of Carassius gibelio (silver crucian carp), 6366 nucleotides long. Its product is annotated as son of sevenless homolog 1-like. The record is from RefSeq and is a predicted model, not a curated record. Gene Ontology annotation, molecular function: DNA binding; guanyl-nucleotide exchange factor activity; structural constituent of chromatin. Lineage: Eukaryota; Metazoa; Chordata; Actinopteri; Cypriniformes; Cyprinidae. Gene Ontology annotation, biological process: Ras protein signal transduction; positive regulation of GTPase activity. Gene Ontology annotation, cellular component: nucleosome; plasma membrane.
CGCCCGUGCGUCAUUGCGUCAUCACACGCACAGUGUUUUUGCUUCGUCUCUUUCAAACCGCGGAGAGUCUCUUCGUUUACACCCUCGGUGUUUCCUCUCGGUGUGGACUCUCGCGGUUCAUCCGGUGCUCGCGCGCUCGUGGCGGAUCUCGAGGAGCGGCGCGAGGCUCGGUGACGCGGGACGCGGCGAAAGCGGAGGGUUUUCUGAGGCGAAUUAUUGCGCAUGUUCAUGAACCGCCCGAAUGAACGCGGAUCAAUAAUACACCGAGAUCUGAUCAAAACACGGCGGAACCCGACUAAAGGAUCCGUUCUGUGAUUGGAGUCCCACCGAGACGAGCCUGAUCGAGCUGAUCGAUACCUGAUCGAUAUCUGAGGAGAUGUGCGCGCACUGAUCGCCUCAGGAUCGAUAUCUGAUCGAUAACACACGCUGGAGCACCUCAGGAGGAUGCGAUGGUCACAUUAGACAGGUGUGCUCUUCCUCCUCCUCCUCAGGUGUGUCGGAUCAGCUGGAUGUGACACACACACACACACACACACACACACACACAUCAUGCAGGCUCCGCCCCUCCAGUAUGAUUUCUACAGUGAGGAGAACGCGCCCAAAUGGAGAGGACUGCUGGUGCCAUCACUCAACAAGGUGCUGAGUCAGGUGCACCCGAAGCUGACGUCCCAGCAGGAGGCGCUGCAGUACAUCGAGGGUCUGAUCCUGGUGCUGCUCAACACCCUCUGUCAGGCUCAGCCUCGCACCGUACAGGACGUGGAGGAGCGUGUUCAGAGGAGUUUCCCGCACCCCAUCGAGAAAUGGGCCAUCGCCGACGCUCAGAACGCCCUCGACAAGAGGAAGAGGAGGGGCCCGCUGGCACUUCCUGUCGACAAGAUCCACCCGCUGCUCAAGGAGGUUCUGGGUUAUAAGAUCGAUCAUCAGGUGUCGGUGUACAUCGUGGCGGUGCUGGAGUACAUCUCUGCAGAUAUCCUGAAGCUGGCCGGAAACUACGUGAGGAACAUCCGUCACUAUGAGAUCUCGCAGCAGGACAUCACUGUGGCCAUGUGUGCGGACAAGGUGCUGAUGGACAUGUUCCACCAGGUGGAGGAGGACAUCAGUGUGUUUCCUCUGAUGGACGAGGAGCCGUCGGCGGCUGAGGAGCAGAUGUACUAUGAUCUGGUGAAGGCCUUCAUGGCGGAGCUGCGUCAGUAUCUGCGCGACCUGAACCUCAUCAUCAAGGUUUUCCGUGAGCCCUUCGCCUCCAACACCAUGCUGUUCUCUCCUCACGACGUGGAGAACAUCUUCAGCCGGAUCGUGGACAUCCACGAGGUGACGGUGAAGCUGCUGGGGUUGAUCGAGGACACGGUGGAGAUGACGGACGAGGGCAGUCCUCAUCCGCUGGUGGGCUACUGCUUCGAGGACCUUGCCGAGGAGCUGGCCUUUGACCCCUACGAGACGUACGCACAGGAUAUCCUGCGCAGCGGCUUCCACGAUCACUUCCUGAGUCAGCUGUCCAAGCCCGGAGCGGCGCUGUACCUGCAGUCCAUCUGUGAAGGCUUCAAGGAGGCGGUGCAGUACGUGUUGCCACGGUUACUCCUCACGCCCCUCUACCACUGUCUGCAUUACUUCGAGAUUCUGAAGCAACUGGAGGAGAAGAGCGAGGAUGAGGAGGAUAAAGAGUGUCUGAAGCAGGCCAUCACCGCCCUCCUGAACCUGCAGAGCAGCAUGGAGAGAAUCUGCUCCAAGAGCCUCGCCAAGAGACGCCUCAGCGAGUCGGCGUGCCGCUUCUACAGUCAGCAGAUGAAGGGCAAACAUCUGGCCAUCAAGAAGAUGAAUGAGAUCCAGAGGAACAUCGACGGCUGGGAGGGCAAAGACAUCGGCCAGUGCUGCAACGAGUUCAUCAUGGAGGGGACGCUCACACGGGUCGGAGCCAAACACGAGCGCCACAUCUUCCUGUUCGACGGCCUGAUGAUCUGCUGCAAGUCCAACCACGGCCAGCCGCGUCUGCCCGGAGCCAGCGCCGCCGAGUACCGGCUCAAGGAGAAGUUCUUCAUGAGGAAGGUCCAGAUCAACGACAAGGACGACAAGGAGGGCGAGUACCGGCACGCCUUCGAGAUCAUCCUGAAGGACGGGAACAGCGUGGUGUUCGCUGCUAAAUCAGCGGAGGAGAAGAACGGCUGGAUGUCGGCGCUGAUCUCGCUGCAGUACCGCUCCACGCUGGAGCGCAUGCUGGACACGGCCAUGAUGCAGGAGGAGAAGGAGGAGCAGAUGAGGCUCCCCGGGGCCGAGGUGUACCGCUUCGCUCAGCCCGACUCCGAGGAGAACGUGGUGUUCGAGGAGAACGUCCAGUCCAAAUCCGGCAUCCCCAUCAUCAAAGCCGGAACGGUGCUGAAGCUCAUCGAGCGGCUGACCUUCCACAUGUACGCCGAUCCUAACUUCGUCAGGACGUUCCUGACCACGUACCGGUCGUUCUGUAAACCUCAGGAGCUGCUGGGUCUGCUCAUGGAGAGGUUUGAGAUUCCUGAACCUAAACCCACGGAAGCGGAUCAGAUGGCCAUCGAGAACGGAGACCAGCCGCAGAGCGCAGAACUCAAACGCUUCCGCAAAGAGUUCGUCCAGCCGGUGCAGCUCAGGGUGUUGAAUGUGUGCAGGCACUGGGUGGAGCAUCACUUCUAUGACUUCGAGAGAGACGCUCAGCUGCUGCGGAGACUGGAGGAGUUCAUCGGCACGGUCAGAGGUAAGGCCAUGAAGAAGUGGGUGGAGUCUAUCACGAAGAUCAUCCAGAGGAAGAAACAGGCUCAAGCCAACGGCCCCAGUCACAUCACGUUCGAGAGCUUGCCGCCUCCCAUCGAGUGGCACCUGUGUAAAGCAGGACAGAUGGAUCAGUUUGACCUCAUGACCCUUCACCCCAUCGAGAUCGCCCGACAGCUCACACUGCUGGAGUCAGACUUCUACAGAGCGGUUCAGCCGUCAGAGCUGGUGGGCAGUGUUUGGACUAAAGAAGACAAGGAGAUCAACUCCCCGAACCUGCUGCGAAUGAUCCGCCACACCACCAACCUCACGCUGUGGUUCGAGAAGUGCAUCGUAGAAACGGAGAACGUGGAGGAGCGUGUGGCUGUCGUAUCGCGCAUCAUCGAGAUCCUGCAGGUCUUUCAGGAGCUCAAUAACUUCAACGGCGUUCUGGAGGUGGUGAGCGCCAUGAACUCGUCGCCCGUCUACAGACUCGACCACACCUUUGAGCAAAUCCCCAGCAGACAGAGGAAGACUCUGGAGGAAGCUCAUGAACUCAGUGAAGAUCAUUAUAAGAAAUAUCUGGCUAAGCUCAGGUCCAUCAACCCGCCCUGUGUGCCCUUCUUUGGGAUUUAUUUAACAAAUAUUCUGAAAACUGAGGAAGGAAAUCCAGACUUCCUGAAGAGACACGGCAAAGAGCUGAUCAACUUCAGCAAACGGCGGAAAGUGGCGGAAAUAACGGGAGAAAUCCAGCAGUACCAGAACCAGCCGUACUGCCUCCGUGUGGAGAACGACAUACAGAAGUUCUUUGAGAACCUGAACCCGAUGGAGGACAUGACGGAGAAGGAGUUCGCCGACUAUCUGUUCAACAAAUCUCUGGAGAUCGAGCCGCGUAACGCUCGCACACUGCCUCGAUUCCCAAAGAAGUACAGCUAUCCUCUGAAGUCUCCGGGUGUUCGCCCGUCCACCGUCCGCCCAGGAACCAUGCGGCACCCGACGCCGCUGCAGAACGAGCCCCGAAAGAUCAGCUACAGCCGCAUCCCGGACAGUGAGACGGAGAGCAGCGCCGCUUCAGCUCCCAACUCUCCCCGCACUCCACUGACGCCUCCAGCAGCCUCCACCACAUCCAGCUCCACCGACAUCUGCAGCGUGUUCGACUCGCCACAGCCGCCCUCCAGCCCCUUCCACUCCAGAUCUUCCUCAGUGUCCUCGAUGAUGAGUUUCCUCCGGAAUGACGAGCUUCCCGUUCCUCCGCCGAUCCCACCGCGCCGCCGGCCGGAGUCUGCGCCCGCCGAGGCCUCGCCCUCCAAGAUGAUGUCCAAGCACCUGGACAGUCCUCCGGCGAUCCCCCCACGGCACCCCACCACUAAAGUGUACUCGCCCCGUUACUCUCUGACAGAGCCGCCCGACAGCCCCCCCACCCUGCCGCCGCGGGAGCCGGUGCGGACCCCAGACGUGUUCUCCAGCUCCCCGCUGCACCUGCAGCCGCCUCCACCGGGACGCCGCUCCGAAGCCAGCCAGGCCUUCUUCCCUCCGCAGAUGCCCGGGCCACCCGUCCCGCCGCGCCACAGCACCUCGCAGUCACCCAUCCCCAAACUCCCGCCCAAGACCUACAAGAGAGAGUCGGUGCACCGUGACGGGCCGCCGCUGCUGGAGAACGCCAACCCCUCGUAGACGCGCUUACAGACAGUGCUGCAGACCAGACGACAGCAACAUGUGCCCUUAAAGGAGCGGUUCAGCAGAGAAACGGGAAUUCUGUCAGUGCUUAGUCACCCUCAAGCUGCUCCAAACCUACAUGAGUUUCUUUCUGCUGCUGAACACAAAGAAUACGUGUUUUCCAUGUAAUGGAAAUAAAGGGGAACUGGAAAUUUGCUACCAGUAUUCUUCAAAAAUAAUUAAAAGACAACCCCAAAACAUUUAUAUUUUUAGAAUGUUGGUAACCAAACAGCUGACGGCACCCAUAGACUUCCAUAGUAUUUAUGCUCCAUGUAAUAGUCAGUGGGAACCAAAAUUGUUUUGUUACCAACAUUUUUUUAAUAAUUAGAAGACACUUAGAAGAACCCCUCAAAAAAAAAAAAAAAAAAAUGCAUGUUGGUAACCAAACAGCUGACGGCACCCAUAGACUUCCAUAGUAUUUUAAGCCCAUAUAAUGGAAAUCAAGGGGAACUGAAAUUUUGUUAACAUUCUUAAAAAUAAUUAGAACACACUUAGAAAAACCGUAAAAAAAAAAAUAUAUAAUGUUGAUAACCAAACAGUUGACGGCACCCAUAGACUACCAUAGUAGUUUUUGACCAUCUAAUCAAUGGGAACGAAAGCAUUCUUCAAAAUAUUUAGAAGACAUUUAGAAUUACUCGAAGAUAGUUUGAGAAAUGUUGGUGAUGGCUGAUGGCACCCAUAGACUUCCAUAGUAUUUUUUGCCCAUAUAAUGGAAAUCAAAGGGAACUGAAGUUUUGUUACCAACAUUUUUAAAAAUAAAUAGAACACAUUUUAGAAUAUUGGUAACCAAACAGCUGACGGCACCCAUAGACCAUAGUAUUUUUUGCCCAUAUAAUGAACUGAAAUCUUAACAUUCUUAAAAAUAAUUAGAAAACAUUUAUGAGGACACAAAAGAAGAUAUUAGUGCUGGGCAACAAUUAAUCAUUACUAACCACAUCCUGAAUAAAAACAAUUCUGUACAUAAUAUAUGUGUGUGUGUGUGUGUGUACUGUAUAUAUUUAUUAUGGGUGUAUAUAUAAAUACACACACAUGCAUGUAUAUUUUUAAGAAAAAUAUGUUUAUAUAUUUAAUAUAUUUAUGUAAAAUAUAAAUUAUAUGAAUAUAAAUAUAUACAUGUAAAUAUUUUCUUAACAUAUAUUGUAUGUGUGUAUCUUUAUAUAUACAUAAUAAAUAUCCACAGUACACACACAUAUAUGAUAAAAACAAUAACUUAUUUUAGAUGUGAUUAAUCAUUGCCCAGCAUUAGAAGAUACUGAGAGAACUGUGAGUGACCAGAUAAUUGAUGGCACCCAUUGACAUCCAUUGUAUUUUUUUUUCCUCCAUAGUCAAUGGCUACCGUCAACUGUUUGUUUGCCAACAUCUGUUUUGCGUUCAGCAGAAGAAAGAAACUCGUACAGGUUUGUAACAUCUCGUGGAUGAGUAAAUGAUGGCGGGAUUGUAAUCUUGGGUGAACUGGCCCUUUAAAUUCAUCCUUCCGAGACAACGAUUGUGUUUCCAUAAAGUGCAAAUCACGCCCGUUUGGGGAACUCUGUAUUGUUUAGUUUUUUUGUCUUUCGUGUAGCUGUUUUGUCUCAUGUUCGUUUCAUUUCACGGCUUGGCUGGUUUCCUGCAGUCAUGUCUGAUUCCUGAACACACACUUCUGCUGGAUGACAGACUGAACGGAGCAGCUCUUCUGCUGACGGAGAACGCUCUCUGGAUUAUUUCUGGUGUUCUAGACUCACUCGAGAGCCAGUAGACUGAAGAGCACCAGGAGUUUAAGGUACCCUCACACCAAAAAGAGGUACUGGAGAAACCUUCAAGAAACACACGUGAUUGUCCUCUAUGUGUUGGAACUUUUAUUUUCUCAAUCAUUUCUUGUUUUGCCAAUAAGUAUGUAAAGAUGAAACGAUCGCCUUCUUAAAGCAAGGGAAUAAAGUGUUUCUACCACUGUAUGCCAAA